AUGAAGAAGGAUACUAAGAAAAGGAAGGAAGAAUAUGAAGCUAAAUUAAGGCAGACCAUGGCUCAGAAAAACAAAGAGUUGAUAGAGGAAACAGCACAAAAAAGGAAAGAAGCUGAGAGAAAGAAAAAAGAGGAUGAUGAUGCCACAAAAGAAAUUACCAAAGUGGUUGAAGAUGUAAAUGCUUUCGAGAGUGAAGGUCAAACCAAUAGUGGUAAUGGCAGAAAAAAAGGAAGGAAAACAACAACUAACAAGAAGAGGACCCUUCCAACUAUAACUAUCGAUGAAGUACUACAAAAGCAGUUGCAGAAGAUAUCAGAUUCAUACAAACCAAGAAGAAAUACAAGAUCAAUGGUGAAAGUGCAAGAAAAUGUUUCUGCUGAAAUUGUUAGCAAAGAAGAAUUGAAGGCAAAGUUACUUCAAAAGGAAAAAGAAGAAGCAAGCUGGUUUGAAAAAAAAAAGGAACAAGAAGAAGAGGUACAAGAAGAAGAGGAAGAAGUGGAAGAGGAGGAAGUGGAAGAGGAGGAAGAACAUGAAGAAGAAGAGGAGGAAGAGAACGAAGAUGAGGAAUGGGAGGAAGAAGAAAACAAAGAACAAAAAAUGAUGAAAAAUGAUCGAACACUACCAGUGAAAGAGAGGUUGAAGAAGUUUGAAGAAGAAAGACAAAAAAUAGCAUUAAGAAGAACAACACCAAAAGCAAGCCUACCUGCUGAAAAGAAAAGGAAGAGGAAAAUAGAUGAGGAUUAUGAGGCAAAGGAAGAGAAUGAAAAUGAUGAUAUUCAUUGCUCAGAAAACGCUUUAAUUGUGAAACGGAAGGUUUCCCAUUUGGCAAUGAUUACCAAAGAAGUUCCUGCAAGGAAAAAAGGAAAGAAGACAAUCACUAUUUUCAAGGAGAAAGUAGAGGAAGAAGAGGAAGAAAAAACUGGUGUUAGAGGAGGACAUGGAAAAUUCAUUAAUUUCAUUUCCAUGAUGAAUGAAGAGAAGAAGGAGGCCGUUAGGAAUAUUAGUCUAGGACCAUUGCUAGAUUUCCAGCUACCUACUUCAUCCCAACAAUUUGUUACAUGGCUGUGUAACAACUUUGAGGAAAACAGCCAAUAUCUCUAUCUACCGAAGAAUGAGAAAAUUCUAAUAGAAUUUGAGGAUGUAGAAAAGAUUUAUGGCCUUCCUAAGGGUGAAGUAGACAUAGUUGAGGCAAAGUCUGACAAGGCUAGUGAAGAAUUUUCUGCAUUCAUGGCAAGAUGGAAGAAGACAUUCAUAUAUGAAAAGUGGAAUCCUCUUGGGAAUAAGGUCCCACCAGUUCAGAAAAUUUUGAACUACUACAGUGAAAAAAACAAAUUGAGGCUGGACCGGAUGCAAAUUUCAUUACAAGCUUCUUAG
Spinacia oleracea (spinach) is the source of this 1374-nucleotide messenger RNA. RefSeq lists its product as uncharacterized. The coding region runs from base 1 to 1374 and encodes 457 amino acids. The record is from RefSeq and is a predicted model, not a curated record. Lineage: Eukaryota; Viridiplantae; Streptophyta; Magnoliopsida; Caryophyllales; Amaranthaceae. The transcript is spliced from 7 exons.